Molecule: messenger RNA, 1850 nt
Organism: Agrilus planipennis (emerald ash borer)
Lineage: Eukaryota; Metazoa; Arthropoda; Insecta; Coleoptera; Buprestidae
Exons: 12
Coding region: 47-1801 (584 amino acids)
Biological process (GO): proteolysis
Molecular function (GO): serine-type endopeptidase activity
Source: RefSeq, a predicted model, not a curated record
UAAUGAUAACUUUAUAAAGCGAGAUUCCAUCAAGAGCUAUACACUAAUGUUUUUGCCACGAUUAGAAAUGAAGGAAAUUAUUUUAAUCUUCAUCACAUUUUCCUUAGUGACGGCUCAUGUAACCAGAAAAUGGCCUAAAACUAUACCUGUUGCAUCCUCUGAUGAUACCACAAGGAUCGUGGGAGGGAAUGAAGCUGUACCAAACUCUAUACCAUACCAAGCCGCUAUGCUCCUUUAUUACGAGGAUGAAGCCGAUACAAGUUUCUGUGGAGGAUCUAUAAUCAGCACAAGAUACGUAUUAACAGCUGCACAUUGUUUAGUGGAUGGUCUUAUAUCGGCGGAAGUAAUUCUGGGGGCGCAUAACUAUCGUGAAACUGAACCUACCCAGCAACGCAUUACAAGUACAACGUUCACAGUACAUGAAGAGUAUGACGGAGAAAUACUAGAGAAUGAUUUAGGCCUCGUCUAUCUUCCAACACCAGCUAAUCUCAAUGAGUACGUUCAAAUAAUUGCCCUUCCCAGUAGAGCUAGCGUUUCGGAAACUUUCGUGGGAUCUGAGGCAGUAGCAAGUGGUUGGGGAUACUAUUCUGAUUCCACCGAUACUAUCAGCAAUGUUUUGCGAUAUGUCAGUCUCCCCAUUAUACCAGCCAACGUCUGUGGUCAAAUAUUUUGGGACAUUACAGAAAAAAUAAUUUGUUCUGGAGGAGCGAACAAAAAAGGGGUUUGCACUGGAGAUUCAGGCGGACCACUUGUUAUCAAUGGAAGAUUGGUGGGUGUAACAUCAUAUACGAGCUCUAAUGGUUGUGAAGUUGGGGAGCCAUCUGCCUAUUCGAGGGUAACAUCAUUUUUAGAUUGGAUUGAAGCCAACAGUGAUAAGUACUUUAAAGAUAGCUUUAUAAGACGAGUUUCUAUGAAAAUUCAUACAGUACCUCUAUCACAAGCAGAAAUGAAGGAAAUUGUAUUGAUUUUUAUAACAUUCUCCUUAGUUACGGUUCACGCAACUAGGGAUUGGGCUAAGAUUUUACCUGCUGGUGAAACAACUCACAGAGAACUCGACCAGUUUGCAUCCUCUGAAGACAGGAUCGUGGGAGGAGACGUAGUUGUACCAAACUCUAUACCAUAUCAAGCAGCUUUAAUCCUUUUUUACGACGAAGAAGAUACGAAUGAUGCCGGUUUUUGUGGAGGAUCUAUUAUCACCAGAAGAUACGUGUUAACAGCUGCGCAUUGCUUAGUGGAUGGAGUUGUAUCGUUAGAAGUAAUUCUGGGAGCGCAUAACUUUCGUCAAAAUGAAUCCACCCAGCAACAUAUUCCAACUUCCACGUUCAAAGUACAUGAACAGUACAAUGCUGAAACACUGGAGAAUGAUUUAGGCAUCGUCUACCUUCCAACACCAGCCAGCCUUAAUCAAUACGUUCAACUGAUUCCACUUCCCAGUAGAGCCGACGUUUCAGAUAGUUUCGUGGGAUCCGAGGCAGUAGCAAGUGGUUGGGGAUACGAUACUGAUUCUGAAACCGCUGUCAAUGACAUACUGCGAUUUGUCAAUGUUUCCAUUAUAGCAACCGACGUGUGUAACGUAAUGUUCGUUAACAUUACAGACAAACUCAUUUGUUCUGGAGGAGCGGGCGUAAAAGGGAUUUGUCUUGGAGAUGCAGGCGGACCUCUUGUAGUCAAUGGAAAAUUGGUUGGCAUAACUUCAUCUGUAGGCUAUAACGGUUGUGAGGCUGAAGAUCCAUCCAUUUUCUCGAGGAUAACAUCAUAUUUAGAUUGGAUCUCGGCAAACAGUGAUGCUGUUGUUUCUUAAAUGUUCCUUAUACACUGAAGUUACUUUAUAAAUAGACCAUUAUUACUAU